AUGCAAGCUCAGGAUCUUGAAGAUGAAGGUCAGAAGGUCCUUGCCAUUCUCCGAGAUGUUCUUCUGGGGGAUUUAAGGUCACAGGAGCUGACAAAUGCUGCUGAGCAGGUUAACCAUUGGGCGAAAAUGAAUGGUAUGAUGCCUGAGGGACACGGAAGCAGCUACUGUCAAAACUGGUUGAGUAACUACCUUGAGGUCGUAAAAAUGUCUGUAGACAACCACUUUCCCACUCUGCCACCAAAGGGGUCCAAACAUUCUCAGCCACAGACAGUUGAAUACCUGAAUGAUGCUCUGCUUUUGGCAUACAGUGAGGUUAAUCGCUUGGAACCUGUUUUAAACAACUCAGGACUGCUGAGUUUCCUGAUUGACAGCUAUAAUCGCCGCCUCUUUGAUGUGUUGGACUUGUUUGUAGAUGGAAGUUUAUCAGUGAAAGAGGCCUUGGUCCUUCUACAGUGGGUGAAGCAGACUUACUUUAGCCACGACACCCCCCAGGACCGUGUUCUCAGAGUAUCCGACCCUCUCUUACUGAUUGAAGGGUUCGAGAAGUCAAAGCAGAAGUUUCUCACACUCAUUCAGGAGCACAUCUCAGAAACGCUGAGGAAGAUCCUGGAGUACAGUGAGGAUCCUGGUGAUUGUAGAUAUGAAGAGAACCUUGUUAAAGUUCAUGUGGAUGUUAUACAGUGUCUGAAUGCUGCUCUUCAGGAUUCAAAAAGAAUCAGUGAGACUCUGAGGUCAGUUGUUCAAAGACUUUGUUGUGCUGAACUCCACAGCUUCGUACGUGAAUAUGGAGAAAAAACAUCUGGAGGCCCAGAAGCCCAAUGA
Messenger RNA from Pygocentrus nattereri (red-bellied piranha), 822 nucleotides. RefSeq lists its product as uncharacterized. Gene Ontology annotation, biological process: exocyst localization; exocytosis. Lineage: Eukaryota; Metazoa; Chordata; Actinopteri; Characiformes; Serrasalmidae. Gene Ontology annotation, cellular component: exocyst. Bases 1 to 822 code for a protein of 273 amino acids. The record is from RefSeq and is a predicted model, not a curated record. The transcript has 4 exons. Gene Ontology annotation, molecular function: SNARE binding.